AUGGCAGUAGAAGCAGCAGCAGAAGCAGCAGAAUCGCCAGCAGCAGCAGCAGCUGCUGCUGCUGCUGCAGCAAAAGCUGCACCCGCAGCACCUGCUGCAGCAGCUGCUGCUGCAGCUGCUGCAGCACCAUCGAAUUCCCCAUGGGUAGAGAAAGCGGAACUGCCGCUGCAGCAACAGCAACAGCAACAGCAGCAGCAGCAGCAACAGCAGCAAGGACAGCAGCAGCAGCAGCAGCUGCUGCUGCAGCACGAGGUCUGCUGCAGCAAAAGCUGCACCCGCAGCACCUGCUGCAGCAGCUGCUGCUGCAGCUGCUGCAGCACCAUCGAAUUCCCCAUGGAUAGAGAAAGCGGAACUGCCGCUGCAGCAACAGCAACAGCACCAGCAGCAGCAGCAGCAGCAGCAACAGCAGCAAGGACAGCAGCAGCAGCAGCAGCUGCUGCUGCAGCACGAGGUGUAUGCGGAGCAAAGGCAGCAGAUGGAAGACGAAGCAGCGCAGUGGGCAGCAGCUGUGCAGCAGCAGCAGCAGCAGGCGAGAGAAACACUACACGCGAUUGCAGAGACCCUCAGCAGCAGCAGCAGCAGCAGCAGCAGCAGCAGCAGCAGCAGCAGCAGCAGCAGCAGCAGCAGCAGCAGCAAUGGAGGCAGCAAUCCCUAGCAAUUCAAUUUGUUGUUCAAAGCACUUCAUGCAGCAGCAGCACGCAUCGCUCUUGCUUCGGCAUCUGCGUACAGCAGCUGGGAGAGGAAGCAGCGCAGUGGGCAGCAGCCGUGCAGCAGCAGCAGCAGCAGGCGAGAGAAACACUACACGCGAUUGCAGAGACCCUCAGCAGCAGCAGCAGCAGCAGCAGCAGCAGCAGCAGCAGCAGCAGCAGCAGCAGCAAUGGAGGCAGCAAUCCCUAG
This is a messenger RNA of Eimeria mitis, 897 nucleotides long. RefSeq lists its product as uncharacterized. The transcript has 4 exons. Lineage: Eukaryota; Apicomplexa; Conoidasida; Eucoccidiorida; Eimeriidae. The record is from RefSeq and is a predicted model, not a curated record. The coding region runs from base 1 to 897 and encodes 298 amino acids.